AUGGCUGGGAACUCUCAGCAUUUUAGUAUGCAAGGUGAUUUAAGGAGAGGGCCCCAAAAGAUUAACGAUGUUAAUACUGGUACCAUUGAGAGUAUGUUAUUUGAUUUGACUAACCUCGUUAAACAAUUAGUUGUGGGUAAAAAGCAGGUUAAGGCAUGCGGUAUAUGGAAUGGGACGAACCAUCCAACGGAUGCGUGUCCGCAACUCCAAGAGGAUGUUUUGGUUGCACCCGAAGAUGUCAACGCCAUCGGUGGCUUUCCAAGCCAACAACCACAAAAAAGGACGGUUCCGGAUCCUGAAGCCAAAGCAAGAAGGAGCGAGAGAAAAGAAAAGAAAGAGGCCGAGAUUACAGGCGACAAGUCAAAUGAAAAUAAGGUUGAAGGUAAAAACAUAGAGGACAAAGAAAAGAAGCCCGAAUUGGUCAUCCGACCACCAUUCCCAAAUAGAUUCGAGCAAACGAAGAAGGAGCAAGAAGACAAGGAGAUUAUGGAGACUUUUUGCCGAGUUGAGGAGUUGUGUACGAACAAGAAGAAGUUGACCAUGAACGAGAAGGUUAGCAUGGGCGAGAAUGUAUCCGCCAUGCUUCAAGGAGAGAAGAUGCCACCUAAGUGCAAGGACCCAGACAAAGUCAUGUUAGACUUAGGCACAUCUAUAAAUGUCAUGCCUUACUCGAUUUAUUCAUCACUGAAUGUGGGACCUCUUAAGAGGACGGAAGUUGUUAUACAACUCGUCCAUAGGUCCAUUGUGUAUCCCAAUGGAAUCCUUGAGGAUGUGUUGGUUCAAAUUAACGAGUUGGUCUUCACGACUGAUUUCUAUGUCAUAGAUAUGGAGAAGCAUCAUACCUCCAAAUCACCUUUGAUAUUGUUGGGAAGACCAUUUCUUAAAACAUCAAAAACAAAAAUUGAUGUUCAUGAUGGUACAUUAACCAUGGAAUUUGAUGGUGAGGUCAUUACAUUUAAUAUCUAUGAUGCCAUUAGAUAUCCCAGUGAUGUGUCUUAUGUCAGUUUUGUUGAUGUUUUGGAUCUUAUCACUCAUGAUUUGUAUGACUUGACUAACCGAGAUUUGUUGGAGGUUGCGAUUACAAGGCACCUAGAUGCAAGGACAGUUAAUUUGUUGAUGAAGGAGUAUGAUUUAGGGCCCGAGCUUAAAGAGAUGAUCUUAGCCAUGGAAUAUAACUGA
Molecule: messenger RNA, 1179 nt
Organism: Cynara cardunculus var. scolymus (artichoke)
Lineage: Eukaryota; Viridiplantae; Streptophyta; Magnoliopsida; Asterales; Asteraceae
Exons: 4
Coding region: 1-1179 (392 amino acids)
Source: RefSeq, a predicted model, not a curated record